AUGCCCUGGGAGAGCUGGGGCAGAGAAGCUGCACGUCUUGGAGGCCUGGGGCACCUGCAGAGCCCAGGAGUGGGAUCUGCCAGGGCCGGGGGACAGGAGGCCGUGAGAGGAAGUACUGGAGCCGCCCGGGGGCUCCACCAGCUUUGUGACCCUCUGAAAGCCUUGGCUCGGAGCCCCGCUGGCCUUGGCAUGGGGGCUGAGGGGCAGGUGGGUGAAGCCCCCGAGCUUCCCCAGCGCCCAUCGGAGACUUCCGGCUGCAGCACGCACCACGGGCCGGCCCAGGGGCGAGCUGGACCUGACGCCCAGCGGCCAUCGGCCUCGGCUGACCGCUCCCCGCGGCUCUGCGGCAGCUGUUCUGUUGUUUACAAGUCCACCGGGGGUCCUCUGAGGGUGGACCGCCCAGCCUCCAAGAAUGGGGCACGGAGCCCGGGCCGCGGUGGGUCAGCAGUGGUCCGCUCGCGUUUGCUGGUCUGGGCGUGCGGCGGGGCGGGGGGCGUUACAGCUGAGGUGGGAGCCAGGGUGGACCCCCCCGACCGGAAGCAGCUCAGACGCUCCGGCCCCUGGACCCGGGGCCCUGCCGAGGCGCCGCACCGUCUGCAGGUGGCGCUGUGCCCCCGUGUUGCCCGCGUUGCCGCCCUGACUUUGCUUUUCCUCUCGCGCCGUGAUCCGCGGAACCUGCGGUUGAUCCAGGGCUCGGGGGUCCUGAGUUAA
Rangifer tarandus platyrhynchus (Svalbard reindeer) is the source of this 711-nucleotide messenger RNA. The record is from the annotation of a GenBank genome assembly. Lineage: Eukaryota; Metazoa; Chordata; Mammalia; Artiodactyla; Cervidae.